AUGGCAUUUACGGAACAAUUUGGCGAAUCUGAGGACGAUAAUUACGAGUGGGAAGCUAUUUUAGGAGAACAUUUUGACGAAGAUAAUGACAAUCUUUCUCAAAUGACGAAAACAUUCAAGAAAACAAUUCUUCAGAGUUUUAAUGCAUCAAAGGAAAAUUACUUCAACAAAAAUAAUUUUUCAAAGACUUUCCUUCAUCAAAUCAAUUUGGACCCUCAAACAUGGAACCGAACAACUCAGAACCAAUCGUUUUUAUGUACAACAGCAGAAAUAAAUUUGUCAUCAGCCAAGACAUCAAGAUUUUAUCUUUACAACACUACUGGAAAAGAUGGAGUGACGCAAGGUGACUAUGUACAUAUUGUCAUUGAAACACGUAACGCACGUGACAAAAGAAGAAAUGUGGGCGGUGACUUCUUCUUCGGAGUAAUGAAAAACACUAAAUUGAAGAAAAGUACAAGUGGCAGAGUAAUUGAUUAUAACAAUGGUACAUACAGUGUAUAUUUUUAUGCAAGUUGGCAUGGGAGUGCUGAAAUACUGAUUACAUUGUGGUAUACCAAGGAAGCCAUACAAUGGAUUGAUACAAUGUAUAAACCACGAGAAAGGCAUGUAGAAUGGGAUGGAAUUUUCACACAUGCUAAUAAAACAGAACAUAGUCGUUGUUAUGUUGUCAGGAAUGAAAUCUAUUUGAAUAAGUGUGAGUACCGGAACAAGAAUGCAUUGGGAGACACUGUGUUUGCGUGUGACAAACCACCAACUCUACCAUGCGAGUCAUUGGAACAAGCACGUGCAAAUGGCGAAAGUGUGGAAAACAGUAUAAAAACUCGUUUACGACCUGACCAGGAAAUAUUAUUCAAAAGCCCGUAUCUGACGUCAGCCGUUGGAAGUCCACUCACCAUCAUGAUUAAAGAUAACAGCAAACAACUGAAGAAAGAUUUAGAUGAUCGUUUGUCUUGUACAUCAGGUUUUCCUACAUUGAUGUCAACAGGAUUUUGGGAGACUGAAAGUAGAUGGAUAUCACUAGCAUGUAAGACAAGUCACUGGACAGAAACCACUGCAGGUGAAUGCCUGAGGGGUAAAACUGUAUAUCUAUUGGGAGAUUCAACAAUGAGACAGUGGCAUGAAAGCAUGACAGACCUCAUGGAUGUGAACAAUAUUUCUCGUUCAAAUCUACGCCAUUUCUGGAGAGGCACUGAAUAUAAUAUUUCACUAGUAUUUAAUUUUCAUCCCAUUAUGAUUGGAAGUAAGUAUAAUUCGUUUUGGAAACAAAAAUUUUCAGCUGAUGUCAUAGAUGAAAUAGAAGAUUGUAAUGCGGCAAUAGUUUUGAGUCUAACGUAUCACUUUUGUACAUGGACUAAAGAGUCAUACAUUGAAAGACUGAAUCAUGUGAGAAGAGCUAUUAUACGUCUACAAGCUCGAUGUCCAGACACUGUCGUAAUGAUAAAAAGUUCACACCCAAGAGAUCACAAUAAUUGGAAGGGACACAUCCAUAGCAGUGACUGGACUUUAUUUGAUAUGAACAGAAUAUUGAGUGAAAUAUUCUCAGAUAUUGGUGUAAAAUAUAUAGACAUAUGGGACAUGUCUCUUUCACAUUUCCACAAAAAUAACGUUCACAUGCCAUUGGAAACUGUUAUUCGUCAGCAAAUUGAUUUGAUGUUAUCGUUUGUGUGUCCAGCCCAUAUUUCAUCCAAAUAG
Messenger RNA from Saccoglossus kowalevskii, 1692 nucleotides. Its product is annotated as NXPE family member 4-like. NCBI's taxonomy places the organism in Eukaryota, Metazoa, Hemichordata, Enteropneusta, Harrimaniidae. The record is from RefSeq and is a predicted model, not a curated record.